This is a messenger RNA of Macadamia integrifolia, 2003 nucleotides long. RefSeq names its product ESX-3 secretion system protein EccA3. The coding region runs from base 249 to 1691 and encodes 480 amino acids. The transcript has 7 exons. Gene Ontology annotation, molecular function: protein binding; ATP binding; ATP hydrolysis activity. The record is from RefSeq and is a predicted model, not a curated record. Lineage: Eukaryota; Viridiplantae; Streptophyta; Magnoliopsida; Proteales; Proteaceae.
AAAUGUAUAGAGCGACGAGCAAAUUAUAGCCUCGGACAGCCGUCACAUUGAGUCUUCAUUUCUUUGUUGGAUUUUGACGAAACCGUCAACCGGGCGAGGCGGAGUUGCUGAGCAAAAGCAAAUUUUCUGAUCAGGAACCGCCAGAUACGAUACGAGAAAGAGAAUUCUUCCUUCUCUUCACUUGGAAGUUGGAAUUCUCUCACUCCGGCUUUUCCCAUCUGUGUAUUUGUCCAGAGAGAGAGAGAGAGAUGCCGGUGCCUCAUGAUCAACGUGCAAGAUCUGCGAAACCCACAACUAUCCAUGGCUGUGCGCAGUCGGGAGAUUUCGUCGGCUUUCAGAAGAAGAUUCAGGAGAACCCAUCGCUUCUCAACGAUCGAAAUGCUGUCAUGGCACAGACACCACUUCAUGUUUCUGCUGGUUACAAUAAUGUUGAGAUAGUUAAGUUUCUGCUCAAUUGGCGAGGACCAGAAAAGGUCGAGUUGGAGGCCAAAAAUAUGUAUGGGGAAACCCCAUUGCACAUGGCUGCAAAAAAUGGAUGCAGUGAAGCAGCAAAACUACUUCUUAAUCAUGGUGCUUUUGUGGAGGCUAAAGCCAAUAAUGGAAUGACUCCCUUGCACCUUGCAGUAUGGUACUCGCUCCGUGCUGAGGAUUGCCUAACUGUGAAGACACUGCUCGAGUACAAUGCUGAUUGCAGUGUUCAGGACAAUGAUGGCAUGACUCCUCUAAAUCAUCUAUCACAAGGCCCGGGAAGUGAGAAGUUGCGGGAACUUCUCCAUAGGCAUAUUGAAGAGCAGAGGAAACGCAGGGCCAUUGAAGCAUGUGGUGAAACAAAAGCAAAGAUGGCUGAACUUGAAGAGGCAUUAACAAAUCUUGUGGGGUUGCAUGAUCUCAAGCUACAACUACGGAAGUGGGCUAAGGGAAUGCUCUUAGAUGAGAAGCGGAGAGCCCUUGGGCUCAAGGUUGCCACACGGAAGCCCCCUCAUAUGGCAUUCCUUGGAAAUCCUGGAACAGGUAAAACAUUAGUUGCUCGAAUUCUUGGGAGACUACUCCAUAUGGUGGGAAUUUUACCUACUGACAAAGUAACAGAAGUGCAGAGGACUGAUUUGGUUGGAGAAUUUGUUGGGCAUACAGGACCCAAGACUAGAAGAAAGAUCAAAGAAGCUGAGGGAGGAAUCCUCUUUGUGGAUGAAGCCUAUCGGCUGAUACCCAUGCAGAAGGCUGAUGAUAAGGACUAUGGGUUGGAAGCCUUGGAGGAGAUUAUGUCUGUCAUGGACAGUGGAAAAGUAGUGGUUAUAUUUGCUGGCUACAGUGAGCCAAUGAAGCGCGUAAUCUCCUCAAAUGAAGGCUUCUGCAGAAGGGUGACCAAAUUCUUCCUGUUUGUUGACUUCAGUUCUGAAGAACUGGCCCAGAUCCUCCAUUUGAAGAUGAAGAAUCAAGAAGAAAACAGUCCACUGUAUGGAUUCAAGUUGCACCCAUCCUGUAGUGUAGAUGCCAUUGCUGAUCUGAUAGAGAGAGGAACAACAGAGAAGCAGCGAAAGGAGAUGAAUGGAGGCUUAAUAGAUCCAUUGCUAGCCAACUCUAGAGAGAAUUUAGAUCUUAGGCUUGAUUUUGACUGUGCAGAUGCAGAUGAGCUACAAACAAUCACCCUAGAAGACCUAGAAGCUGGCCUCAGGUCACUACUAUCUCAGUGAGUGGGGAUCGAGUCAUUGAAUAGGAUUUAUAGAAUCAUCUCACAACUUGGUGAUAAUUGUUGGCUUACUGUUGUUGCCUUCAUGAUCCAUUUUGGUUUUUGAUAUAUUCACUGGCUUCAAGUCUAAGAAGCAAGCGAUUGUUUUGCCCCAGGUCUGUUCUUGAAUUAGAUAGGAGAUGGAUAAUUGGAGUUAGAAGUGGUCCAUUCCUACUGUUUUUUCGGAUGUAAAAAUAUGCAAAAUUGGAGUAAGAAGUGAUCCAUCUCAAAAACAUUUGGGGAUAUGAAUAAUAUGCAAAAAAUUUCCAUUUGCCUA